Molecule: messenger RNA, 3142 nt
Organism: Brassica napus (rape)
Lineage: Eukaryota; Viridiplantae; Streptophyta; Magnoliopsida; Brassicales; Brassicaceae
Product: F-box/kelch-repeat protein At5g39560-like
Exons: 1
Coding region: 1493-2680 (395 amino acids)
Molecular function (GO): protein binding
Source: RefSeq, a predicted model, not a curated record
UAAUAUUGUAGACUACCCCAAAAAAAGUCUUGGGAGGCGAGAUGAUUUAAUGUAAAGAACUGUUCGUUAAUGGUAUAAUAUUAUUUAAAUAAGCGAUAAUUGUUUUUUAACUAAGUCAGCCGGCAAUAUUUAGGCAUAAAGUUAUGUUUUAAUUUAUUAUUACCAUUUGACAUUUUAUAUAACUGAUAGUAUAAGUUUCAAAGUGGUUCUCACUUCUCACUAGACCAGGUUGGAGUUAUGUUGGAUCCAAAAUGCAAAUGAGAUAAAACGCCUAAAAGCCCACAUAGUGCAACAAAUGUAUAACUCUAAUGCACUACAUGAUCAACAAUGAAACAUUCUAUUCUAUGCUGAUUGUCAACAAGUGCAAUUAAUUCAAAGCCAAGUUUUAUUAUUGUAUAAGUAACGAAAAGAAAGAUAAAUGUUGCAGAGUACUAUACAGAUUAUGUUGAUCAGGACACUACGCAAGAGCUUGAGCGAAGAUGGACCGAUGAGACAAUUGCUGUUCGUAGGGUCACGUAAGAUACGGUAUUUUGCACCGUGAUACUUCUUAACCUUAGGGUUUGAUGUUGAAUGAACCACCUAAAUUUCAUCACAUUUGUCUCAUAAAUGACAUGAUAAAUGUAUGAAUUUGGGUACUAAUGAAGUUAGAUAAGCGUAUACUCGUCCAGCUGCAUUCAAAGCUUUCAUAGCAUCAUGGAGAAUAUUGCUACUCCCAAAAGAGUAUUGUCUCUUUCUUGGGGAAGAAUAAUUAUAGGACAACCUGCUAGACCUAUCCAAAAUCAUUACUACGUUUUUGUGUGUGAGUGAUUAUACAUCGUUCUUUUUGUCAGUCCCCCGUCGCAUCGUUAUGUUAUUGAUCCUAUUUCUGUUCAGGGCUCAGUUGGUCGUUGCUAUCUUGAUUUGUGUACGUUAUUAACAUUGAGGUAGAACGAUGCAUUUUAAUUUCAAGUUCAUUAAACGGAUGCCUAGGAAAAUACAAAUGGAGUUUUAUGUAGUUUUUUCAGUUUGUGUAUUCAUAAAAGUUUGGAAACAAACGUUCAAUUAAAAAAAAAAAUAUCAAUUUUUUUUUAAAAAAAAUCACUUCAGUUAGUAAAAACUUAAAAAAGACACAUUAAGGAUCCGUAUUAUCUCUUUAGAUCUUUUUUUUUACUCUUGCCAAAUUAUGACUACUUAAUAUUAAGUAAUAAAUCUAAUAAAUCUGCAAUUGUUUUCUUUUAGAAAGAGAAGUUUCAGUUAUAAAUUUUGUAAAAUUAUUUAGAAAUAUAAGUAGAAAUAAAAUCUGCCAAUUCUAUAACUUUCAAAUUACUAGAUUUUUUUCUCUCUCUUAUUUUUUAAUGUUUUGAGAUUUACUGAUUUGUUAGGAAAAAGUCUUCAUAAUUUGAUUUUGUUGGGUCCAUAUAAAAGCUAAUUGUACUCUUCCAAGACCUUGAAGUCUAACACAAUAUUUAUAGGGCUUCUUCUCCAAUCGACAUGUACGUAAUUCUUGCUGAAUAUGAUCCGCCAAGAUGAACAACCGCAGGAAAAUAAGAACAGCAAUCCUCCACCGGAGCUUCCGCCGCUCAAUCUACAACCUCAUUCGUUUUCUUCACUCCCAGAUGUAAUCGUUGAGAACAUUCUUGCUCGUAUCUCGAAAUGCAAUUACCCUAACCUCUCUCUCGUCUCCAAGAGAUUCCUAUCUCUCCUCUCUUCUCCUGAACUCUACACGACACGAUCUCGCAUCGGAACAACAGAGCCAUGCAUCUAUAUCUGCAUGGAACGUUUCAAAGACCUUGGUCUUAAAUGGUACACUCUUUGGACGAAACAUGCUCAUGUUGAAACAUUAACCGUUGACGAUGCUCAAGAAGAUAAUCUUCCAUGUAACGAAUAUUCGCUGGUUCCCCUUCCUGAAUCUAAUUCUCUCGUACCAUUUAUGGAUCGCACUAAUGUAGUGGUUGGUUCGGAAAUCUAUUUAUUCGGUGUGACCUCCUCUGAACAGCCUUCUUCAUCUGUUCGUAUUCUUGAUUGUCGGAGUCACAUGUGGCGUGAUGGCCCUAGCAUGUUGGUGGCUCGAAGGUGUCCCUAUGCUGUUUUCCUCGAUGAGAAAAUAUAUGUGUUUGACGGUUGCGGGGAAGAUGAAACUUGGAUGGAAGUAUUGGACAUGAAGACUAAAACUUGGAGCCCCUUGCUUAGACAUAGAGUUGCUGUGCUAGAAGGGGGGUGGUUAAAUACCGUUGGGCUUCAAGGAAAGAUUUACCUAAUUACUAAAAUAAACUACUGUGCUUAUGACCCAAAACAAGGUACGUGGGAAGUCGUGGAAGUCCACGAUAAUUUGGGAUAUCUAGGCAAAUGGUGUGUGAGUGUGGUAGAGGAUGUAAUGUAUAGUUAUUCAUACUACUCCGAUAAUCUAGUCUGGUAUGAUUCCAAAUGUAAAAAAUGGAUAGACGUCAAGCUCUCGAAUUUCGAACUAUUGUAUAAGUGGCGUAUGGUUAAUAUACUCAACCACGGUGGGAAACUUUUAGUUAUGUGGCUCUACAAGUUUGAGGAAUACGACGGGAUAGAGGUAUGGAAAAUUAGGUGCGCGAAAAUAGUCGUAGAGAAGCGCCAUGGAAAUGAGGUUUGGGGUGAGAUAGAAUGGCCUGUUACUGAGGUUAAGCUCCCCGAGUUGUCUGAGCGCUUUAAUUCUCUAGUCAUUUCGAUUUGAUGAUUCGUGAAAGAUGGUGUGUUUGAACUAGUUGACCUUACUAGUCGUUGUGUUCUUAAAUGAGCAUGUUGUUUUUAUGGUCUCUCAUGAAAAUAGUUUGAGAUUUAAAAUAUGAUUUUAUAUAUAUGCAUCAUUAUUGUCACAAUAUUAAGUUGUAAUGCUUUAGAAACAUUUCCUUAUCAACAUUAAGAAUGGAGUAUUUACUCUCGUGUCGUAAGAGCACCUUUAUCGCAGAACCCAAAAUGGGUUUCUUCAUCAAAUAAAGGUGUGGGUCCCACGUUUUUUUGAAAAAACGGUCUCCAAAAGUUCUAGUUACGGAUUGCUCUUUGCUAGUUUGUUACACUAUUUUGUGGGCCCCACGACACGUGACGGUCCGCGAUUGGUUCCGUUUUAACUGUUUUUUUAAAUCAGAUAAAACCAAAAAAAAAAAAAAAUUUAGAAACCCUCACCCGAUAAUCAUGC